Molecule: messenger RNA, 1421 nt
Organism: Amaranthus tricolor (Joseph's coat)
Lineage: Eukaryota; Viridiplantae; Streptophyta; Magnoliopsida; Caryophyllales; Amaranthaceae
Product: glycine-rich RNA-binding protein blt801
Exons: 5
Coding region: 135-1034 (299 amino acids)
Molecular function (GO): RNA binding
Source: RefSeq, a predicted model, not a curated record
AUAGUACGCCUUCCAGCACCAAAUAAUAGCUCUCCAACUUAAAAAUCUCUUUAUUUUCGAUCAUAAAACCCUUGCUAGGGUUUCUAUUCUUCAAAUCAGAGUUUCACUCAUCCGCAUUUCUCAAGCUUGCAACUAUGGCGUUCUUUAGUAAAGUUGGGAAUGUACUUAAACAGAGAAUAAGCAAGCAGAUUACUUCGCAAUUUUCAGCAUCAAAUCCCUCUAUUUACCAGGCUAUAAGAUGCAUGUCUUCUUCAAAAGUUUUUGUUGGAGGUCUCUCAUAUUCUGUAGAUGACACAUCCUUACGGGAUACUUUUGCUCGAUAUGGUGAAGUUGUAGAAGCAAGAGUUAUUAUGGAUCGUGAGCAAAACAGAUCUAGAGGUUUUGGUUUUGUUACGUUUUCUUCGAGUGAGGAGGCUUCUAGUGCUAUCCAGGCCCUGGAUGGACAGGAUUUGCUAGGUCGUAGAGUGAGGGUAAAUUAUGCAACUGAAAGAGCACCACGACAAGCUGGCUUUGGUGGCUACGGUGGUGGUGGUUAUGGAGGACAGAAUUAUGGUGGCGGUGGUGGUUAUGGAGGACAAAAUUAUGGUGGCGGUGGUGGUUAUGGAGGUGGUGGUGGUUAUGGAGGGCAGAAUUAUGGUGGUGGUGGUGGUUAUGGAGGGCAGAAUUAUGGUGGGAGUGGUGGUAAUUAUGGAAGGCAGAAUUAUGGUGUUGACGGUGGUUAUGGAGGACAGAAUGAUGGAGGCAACACUGGUGGCGGCUAUGCUCCUAGUACCCAGAACACUGACGGGGGCAAUUACAGUGUUGCUGGUGGAGUUGGUGGAAGUGAUUCUUACUUCGGUGGUGGUGCUGCUGGUGGUAAUGUCACUGCUGAGACUGGCUUUGCUAGCAGUGGACUCGAGGAUGGCUCAGCAGACCAAUUUGGCAUCAACUCUAACACUGGUUUGGGUGAUGAUAUUGACUUCGAGUCUAAGCGACCAUUGGAAGAAAACUUUAAAGAUGAUGACGAGCCUGAUGACUUUGCCAAGAGGGCUUGAUCUUUCUUUGCAUUCAGCGAGUGACAUAAAUGGGCUUCACUUUCACAGUGAAGCUUGAGAACUGUAGUUUUUCAUCCCAGCUACAAAUAUUAUAUCAGACAUCCAUUUUACUGCUAAAACUUCUCAGUCGAUUUUGUGUUCUAUCGAAUUAUUUUGUUAGUCGAAAACAUUUUAGGUUUUGUUGGCUUGGAUUUGGAGCUGGCAACAUGUUGAACUCUUUGAUUUUCCCUAUUUGUUUCGUUUUAAUUUUGAAGGUUACAGUUGUACUAUUUGGCCUCCCAAGAUCUAUUUUUGUAGUAUUUCGAAACAACCUAAACAUAUAGAUCUUUAUUUGUACACUUGCGUCUUGCGUAGUACAACAAAAAUAAAGUUACAUUGAGAGUACUA